CCUAGUGGACGUCGACCAAUUAGAACACGCGAUUCGAACCCCACCGAUCGCCUCCCUCCCCCACGCGUCGAUAUCGCCUCUCCCGAAUCGGAUCGUCGCCACGGGAAAUCAAAGAAUUUCGCCUCCUCGAAAUUCGUUUUCCAUUCUCUCUCUCUCUAUCUCUCGAUCCCCGCCUCGACCUCGUGCUCACACCGCGUUUUCCAAACACCAGAUGAUCCAUAAUUAUUCGCGUGACCCAAAUCGCGAAAACUCGAUCGAGACUUUCUUCCAUUUACAGCAUGAGAUCAAGCUACGAUUUAUCGCGUAUUCCGAACACGGGUUCGUGUUCCAUCUCCCCGUUUAAACAAAGAGAGAGAGAGAGAGAGAGGGGAGAGAGAAUGAGUGAAUCGAGACGAAGGAUCGACAAACUCGUCGUCGAUUCAUGAUGCACUCGUGAUGCGCGAGCGAGCUUUCGCCCAAAUCCAAUGUAAUCCCGUGCACGCGCAACCGAUAGAAGACGCGAUGCGAUUGGUGGGACGGUCGUAAAGCCUGGCCGUUUAACUCGAGCGGACGAACGAGCGGCCGUCGAUUAGGACUGCGCGGUGGGCUCGACGCACGUGUCAAUCACUAACUCGUCACGCGAUACACCGAUGAGAGAGGACCGCGCGCAAGGUCUCUUGGCGAGAUGGCUUCCAGGUGAUAUACCCCUCGCGCUCAUCCUCCUGCCACGCGCCGUUUCUACCCGAUAUCAUCUCUCCACUCGUCUCCACGACUUCGAUUACUAUUUUUCUCCGGAUAAAUUGCCUCUUCUCAACCUCUAAUCGCCUCGAUCGGAGAUGUUUAUCGCUACGACUCGCCGAUUUAUCGAUCGGAAAUACGAGUAGCUACUUCACGCCUCUAUUCUCGAUUUACGUGUCGUUCGCACGGAUACGCCGUCGUAUAACGUUGUAUCACGAGCUUCGGAAAUGUCCUUCGUCUACCUAAUAAUUUCCUCGGAGCGGAAAAAAUUAGAAACGAAAUUGCAGCGUCGGCUAGCAUCGUAUCGAUUCAACUCUCUCUGGUAUUAUCUAUUCGACAACUUGUAUUUUUCUCCGAAUACGAUCCGCUGAAUAUUUUAGAUAUGUAACGGACGUGUGUACGUGCGCGCAAAGUCCGAAAGUUUUCCGAAUCAGUCAUCGCACGAUUAUUCCUUCGAACGAUAUGCUUCUCGUCCCGCGAAUUCUUCGCUCGUUCGCCGCGAUCGUUAUUAUUCGGGGAACGCUUGCGUUCGACUCGUUGGACCGAUUACUCGAGGACGCGAUCCCCAUUCUAUUUCCACCGGUCAGAAUGUCGUUGCAUCUUUGUCGACUCGGGCAAGAGGAUGCGAUCGAAUUAUCAAAGAAGAUGUCGAGCAAGCGUUUCAUUCACGAGAUUCGUCGGGAACUCGAUGGAUUCGCGACACGGACGCACGAUAUUUGGGAGCAUCGAGAUUUGCACGUGUUGGAUUUGAAUUGCGAUUACGCGAUUCCAUUGUUGCGAGCGGCGAACGAGACGGGCAUGUUCUCCGCGCCGAUGAAAUGGCUGCUGCUUCGAGAUCGACCGUCGGUCGAUGGAGAUUCGACGGACGAGAGGGAAACGUUGAAAAACAUGGCCGUGUAUCCGGACAGCGAAGUGAUCGUAACGAAAAAGAGAGCGAACGGUGUCGUGGAGAUAAGCUCCGUGUACAGGCCGAGUCGUUUCCACGAGGCGAUCGAGGAGGAUCGAGGAAACUGGACGAUCGAACGUGGCGUGAGAAUGCGAAAUCUAUAUCCCUCGUCGCGACGAAGAAGAGACCUUCGACGCACGCCUUUGAAAUCCUGUCUCGUGAUGACCGAUCCCGAUACGAUCAACCAUUUAACUGAUUACGAAAAUAAGCAUAUAGAUCCAGUUACGAAGGCCAAUUAUCCUUGGAUAAUGCACAUAGCGAAUCGAAUGAACGCAACAAUUAGCUUUCGCGUAACGGAUAGCUGGGGAUAUAGAAGCGAGAACGGUACGUGGAGUGGUAUGACGGGGAUGUUGCAACGUAGGGAAAUCGACAUAGGCGGGACGGGAACUUUCUUUAUUCCACAACGUAUCGGUGUGGUGGAUUAUAUACAACUUUACACGCACACCAGAGCAUGCUUCAUCUUUCGUCAACCUUUGCUGUCCACCGUCAGCAACAUAUUCACUCUACCGUUCCAACGAUCCGUUUGGAUAGCGAUCGCAGUUUUCCUCUUGCUGCUACUCGUAUUGCUCUGUUUCUCCACCAAGUGGGAGUAUCGAAGGGGUGCAUCAGCGAACACGGCUCGAUAUUGGCAACAAUUCAAUCCAACCGAACAAACGGUUAGCGAUAAUUUGAUGGUUGUAUUGGGAGCGAUCGCGCAACAAGGAUAUUCUUACGAGCCGUAUCGCGUUCCCUCGAGAAUCGUUACCUUGAUGCUUUUGAUCGCAGCGCUCAAUUUGUACGCCUCUUACACGGCAAACAUCGUCGCUUUGCUUCAAUCGACCACCGACUCUAUCAAAACGCCGGCCGAUCUGUUGCACAGUCCGUUGAAAUUGGGCGCUCAAGACGUGGUAUACAGCCGGCAUUAUUUCAAGAGUUUUCAAGAUCCGAUACGAAGAGCGAUAGUCGAGCAAAAGAUCGAGCCGAAGGGUCAAAACGGUUCGUGGAUGUCGGUCGAGGAAGGUGCACGCCGCGUCAGAAACGAACUGUUUGCGUUUCACGCGGAACGAGGCGCCCUCUACAAAAUUAUGCAGGAAACGUAUUACGAGGAGGAGAAAUGUGGGAUCAUGGAGAUAGACGUAAUGAACAUGUUGGAUCCGCUUCUGGUCAUUCAAACUCGAUCCCCGUAUUUAGAGAUCGUCAAGAACGCAGCUCUUCUAUUGAGAGAAACCGGGCUCAAAGUUCGCGAAGACAUCCGAUUGUACACGAACAAGCCCGAGUGCCACGAACGGAAGAGCUUCGUUAGAAUAGGCUUCACCGAGUGUUACUUCGCGCUGGUCGCGUUAGGUUACGGGACGCUUCUCAGUCUCGUCGUGUUGGCGGUCGAAGUCGUUUGGCAUAAAAAAGUCCAGCAAGUUCGUCGGGAUCGAACAUCGAGGAGUAACAAUGACGCCAUGAAUAUCGCGACGUGGAGCAAAGCUGUCCCAUUCGAAUUCGAAUUUGAGAAGGAGGACGAGCAUCCGAUGACGAGAGGGGGGAUUCGAUCGAUAACUCGAUUCGAUUCGAUGAACCUACGUAAAAACCAUGAGGUCGAGGGUGCACUCGGGUAAAUCUUCGACGCACUUGGCAGGAUUGCCGGCGAAACGAGUGAACGAGGGAACUACGGUCUCCGGUGGAACUACAGCUCCAUCCUCGAUGUAACAACAAUCCUUCAAGACGCACCUCCUUCCCUGCGUAGUUGAAAGAGCACUUACGAUUCUCUCUCUCUCUAUCUCUCUCUCUCUUUUUCUUUGUGUAUUUAUAUACGUACGAAUAAAUUCUUAUGUUUGCGCAUGAUA
Molecule: messenger RNA, 3477 nt
Organism: Apis cerana (Asiatic honeybee)
Lineage: Eukaryota; Metazoa; Arthropoda; Insecta; Hymenoptera; Apidae
Product: glutamate receptor 1-like
Cellular component (GO): membrane
Molecular function (GO): ligand-gated monoatomic ion channel activity
Source: RefSeq, a predicted model, not a curated record